Messenger RNA from Paramecium octaurelia, 1080 nucleotides. The record is from the annotation of a GenBank genome assembly. Lineage: Eukaryota; Ciliophora; Oligohymenophorea; Peniculida; Parameciidae.
AUGAAAAUUGCAUUCACAAUCUUGGUUGUCUUAGCCAUAAGCAAUGCUACAAUGAUGUCAAAGCAUCCACUCCAAUAUGGUGGUAAGAGAAGCAUCAUGAACAUCAUGGUUGAAGUUGAAAACAAGAUCAAGGCUCACUCACCAUUAGAUUCAAUCAAGGGAGUUCUUAACUCAUUCAAAUCAGCAGUUGCAGAAGAACAAAGUGGACAUGAUGAUGUCUACAAUGCAUAAAAAACUGAAUGCGACAGUGAAAUUGCCUACAGAAGAGCUGAAGUUGAAGACGCCAAUGGCACACUCAAAAUUGCCAACGGAAUUUUAAAGACUGCAACCAUCUUAUUGAAAAAAACUCAAGCAACCCUUGGAGAAACUGAAAACAUUUUGAACACAGUCUCCCUACACAUCACUUUGAUUAAUGAUGCCAGAAAGGAAGACACCCAAUCAUAUAACAGAGGAGCUGUUACCUUCAACGAUGCCAUUAAUGCUAUUGAUGAUUCCAUUGAUCUUGCAACUGCUCUUGCUAAAGGACAAGCAUCUUUAGUCCAAGUCGCUGAAAUGACAACUAAAUUAAUGAAAUCAGCUAUUGCUACCAAAAUGAACAAGGCAUUCAUGUAAGCUAUUGGUGCCUUGGCUUAAAUUACCUAAGAAGAAGAUUCAACUGGUGCAGCUGAAAGACUCGUUUAAUUGUUGUAAACCUUGAGAAGCAACGUUGAAGAAGCAUGGGCCUCAUACACUGCCGAAAACACUACUGCUUUGGGUCUUUUCGCUUAACAAAAAGAUCUUUAUCUUGCUUCAUAAACAAGACUUGAUGACGCCAAGACUCAUUUAAGCAGCAAGGCUGAAAACUUACAAGGAACUAUUUCCACUUAAACUGCAGUUGCUUAAGCCGCUACCAAUAAAAGAUCCAGAAACUAAACUUUAUGGGAUGAUGCUGCAGAUUUGUGCCACAGCUUCGAUGUUGAAUAUGAAGCCGUCACUGCAGGAAGAAGAUAAGAAUUAGUCUUAGUCAAUGAAUUAGAAAGAUUGGCUGAAAGAAGAGCUGCAGAAUAAUAAUGAUGUAAAAUACAUAAAUAUUUUUGUCAC